AUGGCGGCCCUUAAAAUUUUUUCGCUCGCCUCUGCAUCUGCGUUCCUGAUGGCUAACGCUGUACAUCAAACCGCAAAGCAAAACCCAUUGACGUCGAGUGAAUCAUCCUCAGCCUACACCGUAAAACUCGGGGAGACUGCCGUGUGUCUCGCCGAAAUCAACGAUGCCCGUGAAGCCGCUGGACUCGCACACUUCGAAUCGGUCAAAACGGUAGAGGAUAUGUGGCCUACAAGUGGAUUACAAAAGGAUGAGCCAGACGCCAACCCAUGGGAUCCUGUUUGUGACGCUCUGAUAGCAAAGGACUCAGAAGAAGCAGAUCCAAAGGGCACAAGUACAACUGAAUUUAAAAGUGGUACUUACGCCUUCAUGGCCCUAUCAACAAACCAGGCGGACUGCGCCGCCGCAGUGGACCACUGGAAGGCCGCCGUCAGCAAUUUCGCCUCCCUUCCUCCAUCAAAGACUGAAGGAGAGGAACUCUACGGCAAACCAGAGAACGUCUCUUUUGUUGCAAUGUACAACCCUUCAGACAGUGCAGCUGCUGACUGUCGAGUCGUUACCUGCACUCAAACGCCAGCUCCAGAAGGCAAAUCCCUCAAAUUACGGAGUAGUACUGAAGCAAAGAACGGCUACGCUCUACUGUGCAUGACCACUCCUGACCUGAUGACAGCUGAUAGUCCUGCUCCCUUCUCGGAGGACCAGUGGAGUAAGAUCAAGGCAUCCCUCACAGGCUCAGCCUCAGUCGCCGCCCCGAGUCUCAUUGCCUUUGCUAUUGCUGCCCUUGGCCUGGCUGCCUUUUGA
Messenger RNA from Eimeria mitis, 798 nucleotides. Its product is annotated as SAG family member. NCBI's taxonomy places the organism in Eukaryota, Apicomplexa, Conoidasida, Eucoccidiorida, Eimeriidae. The transcript is spliced from 4 exons. The record is from RefSeq and is a predicted model, not a curated record. Bases 1 to 798 code for a protein of 265 amino acids.